Cetraspora pellucida is the source of this 996-nucleotide messenger RNA. The record is from the annotation of a GenBank genome assembly. Lineage: Eukaryota; Fungi; Glomeromycota; Glomeromycetes; Diversisporales; Gigasporaceae.
AUGAUUGAUUCUGAUUCAAACGAUGAUAAUGAUAAAAAUAAUUCAAAUAAAUCAAAAGAACAUAAACUACCUAUCAAAUUAAGACGUGCUAAUUCAGUUGAUUCAAUAACACCUCAAGCUGCCCGACCUAUAUCAUCAGUAAAAACAUCAUUUGAUACAAAAAUAAUUCAAGAUCUUUUAGUUUCUUCAGCUUUAAAUGUCGCAAAUUCUACUAAAAUGCCUUCUGAUCCUAUUCAUCCUCCUUUAAAUAUAAAAUUACUUGGUGAUAAUUUUAGAAAAUUUGUUCAAAAAUGUGGUUUCAUUUUCGUUAUUCAAGAUUUUGCUGAAGAUAUAUUUCUAUGGAAAAAUCCUCCGGAUACAUUAUUAACCAUGGUUAUUUACGUUUAUAUAUGUUUAUAUCCACAAUUAUUAAUUCUCGCUCCAUUAGUAGCUUUCCUUGCAGUUCUGAUUUAUAAUUUUCCUAAUGAAUCACAAACAAAGAAAAAAGCUCGUAUUAAAUUUAAACGAUUCGAACGGUUAAAUGAUUAUCUUCCAGCGGAGAAUUCAGUUGAUUAUUUGAAAAAUAUGCAAAAUAUUCAAAAUCUAAUGGGAUUGAUUUCGGAUGGUUACGAUGUAGCAGUUGAUUUGCUUAAGCAUGUUGAUUGGAGUAACGAAUGUGAGACAUUGAUGAUAAUGCAGGUUGUAAUGGUGGUUUUAGUAGUAACUAGUUUAACCGUAUGGAUCGUACCUUGGAAAUAUGUAUUUAUUUUUUGUGGGUUAGGAAUGUUCAUUGUUAAUACACAAUUUGUGAAAGCAUUAACUAAGGAAAUGAGUCCAAUUAUCAUACAACACUUCAAAACUUUUGUUGAGAAAUGGGAAGAUUAUUUUAGUUCAGAAGAUUGUGAGAAAACCGAAAAUAGCGGAUAUGAAGGGGAAACUGAUUCUUCAAUUGAGAACAAUUGGAUUAAUCUGAACAACGAUGAAGUUGAUCCUGGUGUUGGAAGUUCUAAAAGUUGA